Molecule: messenger RNA, 1638 nt
Organism: Penicillium subrubescens
Lineage: Eukaryota; Fungi; Ascomycota; Eurotiomycetes; Eurotiales; Aspergillaceae
Exons: 1
Coding region: 1-1638 (545 amino acids)
Biological process (GO): amino acid transmembrane transport
Cellular component (GO): membrane
Molecular function (GO): amino acid transmembrane transporter activity
Source: RefSeq, a predicted model, not a curated record
AUGUCUUGGCCAAGUGGCCUAGGAAUUGCUCUCACAGAACCAUCCGUCUCAUCAAUAGCACAUACUGAAACGGGUGACAUUGCGCGAAUCUUCCAAGAAAGACAUGUCGUGAGUCAAGGUCUUCAUCAGCGGCACAUUCAAAUGAUUGGCUUAGCUGGUACUGUCGGCUCUGGGCUUUUUCUCAACUCUGGCCAAGCCCUCGCAAUGGGAGGACCCUUAGGUGCCUUCCUUGGCUAUUCUAUUAUGGGGCUUGCUGUUUCUAGUGUCGUCCUCAUAAUCGGAGAGAUGGGUACCUUAGUGCCUCUCAGUGGAGGCCCUGUUCGAUAUUCAGAGUUGUUUCUCGACCCUGCCAUGUCCUUCGCAAAUGGAUGGAACCAAGUAUGCUCGUACCUGGUCACUAUCCCUGCUGAGAUCGUGGCGGCAUCGAUCUUAGUCGAAUUUUGGAGUUCUGUCAGUAGCGCAGUAUGGAUCACGGUUUUCGGUAUACUUAUACUGGUGACUGCGUUAUUGUUUAUUCGAUUUUAUGGAGAGCUUGAGUUUGUUUUUGCAAUGUUGAAGAUCGUCCUGAUCAUUGGGGUCGACAUUAUGGCACUAGUGAUAACCUGUGGUGGAGGUCCAAGUGGCCAAUCAAUUGGAUUCAGAUACUGGAAGAAUCCAGGGCCUUUUGUCCAAUAUCUUGGUAUCAAUGGUUCCUUGGGUCGAUUUCUCGGUUUCUGGUCAACUCUGAAUAACGCAACAUUUGCAUACGCAGGUGUUCAAAAUAUCACCCUUGCGGGAGCCGAGACGAGAUCUCCAAAGCGCGCUAUUCCGAAGGCAUCAAGGCGGAUCUUGAUUCGGAUUUUCAUUUUCUAUGUUCUUUCCAUAUUUAUGAUUGGUCUUGUUAUUCCUUCAAAUGACCCAUACCUUAUCCAUACAACCGGCACGGCUUCCCAGUCUCCGUUUGUUCUGGCCGCUAACCGGGCAGGAAUACGGGAUAUACCUUCAAUCAUCAAUGCUGCUAUAAUUGCUUCUGCUUGGUCUGCUGGAAAUUCUUUUAUGCUCUUUGGCUCCCGAAUUCUCUUCGGCAUGGCAAUGCAAGGAUCUGCUCCAGCUUUCUUUGUCCGGCUGAAUUGUUUCAGGGUUCCGUAUGCAGCCAUUACCUUUUUCGGCUUAUUUAUGUGCCUAGGGUAUAUGGUUGUCUCUAACACAGCAGUAACAGUUUUUAGCUGGUUACAGGCCCUUGUGGGAGUCUCGACAUUGAUUGAUUGGAUAGUCAUUUGUGUUGUUUACCUUCGAUUCUACUACGGUUGCAAGAAGCAAAGAAUCGACCGACAUAAAGAACUCCCGUGGGCUGCGCCAUUUCAACCUUUUUCAACUUGGGCUUCACUUGUUCUGUUCCUGCUCCUGCUUUUCACCGGAGGGUUCAGCACAUUCAUUCGUGGUCAUUGGAAUGCUGAAAGAUUUGUCUCAGCAUACAUCAAUAUUCCGAUAUUUCUGAUUCUUUACUUUGGCUACAAGUGGUGGGGCAAAACACAUAUCAUCACUUUAAGGAAAAUUCCGAUUGUUGGCUUGAUGCAGUUCUCCCUCAGCCAGGAAGCCUCUGAGCCCGAACCGCCACCAAAACGGAAAUUUGAGAAGUUUAAUAUUCUCUGGUCAUAA